GCACCUCCUGCUGAAAGCCCCUGCUGUAAUAUUUUUACAUUACAACAAUCAGCACAGUCAACAUCUUUAGCCUUUUCCCAUUGUGUUGGCAAGCAUGCCAGCUGUACCUGCACACUCUACUGUGACACAAUUAUCAACGCUGUUAUAGAAAAAAAAGUUCCACUAGAGCUUGUGCAUGGUUUCUGAAAAAAACACAAGAGUAGUUUCUAUUUGCACCAAAACGUAGGCCAACUAUAGCACAAAACUAUCUGACAAGAACAUGAAAGAAGAGAGUACAGAUUGAGGCAGCCACACAAGGGGCAGGAAGCACAAUUAUUGAAAUGAGGACUAAUGGGGUGAGACAAGGGUAAACAAGAAGGCACAACCAGGAGCGAAGUGGAUAGAAAAACACUACAUAGGAGCAAAUGAAAUAAAGACAAAACAGAAAAGGCUUUAAGAUGUCACUGCAUCUUGACAUCACUGAAACACCCACGCCCCCAGCAACUACAAAACUGUGAUAUAAAAUGAACUGAGAGCGUGAGAAUAUUUCAGAAUCACUUUGUUCAGACCACCUGUGAAUUCAGUGAUCAUGAGGCACGUACCGGUUUACCUGUUAGUUUUCUGGGCUAUGCUUCUCAUUGCCAUUUCUGGAGAAGUUGAAAUAGGCACUUUAAAAGAGUGUGAAAAUGCUCACUUUGUUCCAGGAUACAAUCUUGCUGGUGAAGGAUUUGAUGUUGUGACCCUGGAGCGCAAAGGUACUUACGUGAUCAACACAGAGAAAUGGGAUUUAGGAAACGGCACCUGUAACAUGCGCACAAACCAAUACAUGAAUGGAAUCAAGCAGAAGCUACCAGCUGCAGUUGACUUCUGGAGGACCUUGCCAAAGUGUUCAAUGAAAGUCUCCGGUCAGAUCUUUGAAUCAAGUGAAGCAGUGGUCGAAGAAUCGUCUUCAGCUAUCUCAGGCGACUGGAAAGCAGAUUUAAGUGUUAAACUUUCUGGAGCUACAGUUGGAGGCACUCAUUCCAGGGAAGCAAAAUUUGCAAUGCAGAAAUCCAAACGAGACAAAUACAGUUUCACCAAACACCAAGUCGAAUGUAACUUUUACAGAUAUCACGUUGUUCAAAAGCCUCCUCUUCAUGCUGAGUUUCUUCAAGCAAUCAAAUUACUCCCUGCAUCUUAUGAUAAAUUUGCCUACCGCAGUCUGAUCUCCACAUACGGCACUCACUAUACCACAAGUGUAAUGUUAGGGGGACACAUGAAAGCCAUAACAGCCAUAAAAACCUGUGAGGCUUCAAUUGGUGGACUUUCAGACACUGCAAUCAAAGACUGUUUGGAUGUCGAAGCCUCGGGCAUAUAUAAAGCAUUAACUGUGGAGGCAGAGGCACGUUUAUGUCGAGAACUUAAACAGAAGUUGGGCACAAAUCUUAAGAUGAGCAGCAAGUUUAGUGAGCGUCAGACAGAGAUAAUUGGAGGAAAGAUAAACGGAGAAGAUCUACUUUUUUCUGGUUCAUCACACAAAAAUGCCCUUAAAGGCUGGCUUGAGUCUUUGAAGAGCGUCCCUGAUGUUGUGCAGUAUACUCUGAAACCCCUCCAUUUCUUACUGAGCGAUAAACACCCUGCCAGAAAAGGGCUAAAGAAAGCUGUUGAAGAAUACAUCAUUGAAAAUGCCCUCAGGAAGGUUUGCUCUGAGCCUUGUAAGCUUGGUAAGAAGAGCAGUGCAAGAGAUCCUUGUGUUUGUGUUUGUGAAAGUAGCCGAAUUAUGAAGACUAACUGCUGUCCAACUGAAAAAGGGCUCGCCACCCUGAAGGUCUACAAUCUCAGAGCCAACGGUCUGUAUGGAGAUACAUGGACUCAAACAGAUGGUUAUGUAGAAGUCAGACAUCAAGGACAAAACAAACGCACUCAGAUUAUUGAUGAUAAUGACAAUCCACGUUGGUCAGAAUCAUUUAAUUUUGGUCAUAUUAAUAUCAAAAUCGGCAGUACAUUAACUUUUGAAGUAUAUGACGACGAUGACGGCUGGAAUUGUGAUCAUCUUGGUACAUGUUCUGUUAAAGUUAGCAGUGGAGUUGUUAAUGAUGGAUGUGCUUUAAAUCAUGGCACCUUAUUUUUCAGCUAUGAGGUGAAAUGUGCACCCAGUCUACAGGGCCCACAGUGUGAUGAACACAAGCCGUCGCCAAUGGCUGCCUCUCUGGCUGACAUUUUCAGCUCAAGAAACGGUGUUCUGGUCAAAGACAUGCAGAGGCUUGAAUUAGCUUUCAAUAACUCAGGUAUGACUCACUUUAAGGGUGAUAAUGGAAAGCUCAUGAUGCUGUAACUCUCAAAUAUAUUUUCAUGCUUGACAAAGAUGGAUAAGAUGGACUAUUAGACUUUCAAGCCUUAGAAAAAGGAAAACUUUUGCUUAAUACUUUUCCAUUGCUUUUUUUGCAUUAAUAAAGCAUUCCAAAAGACAGAUCUGUUUUGACUGAUUUUGUUUAGACUUGCAAAUUCUAAUAGCAGCUGCUGUGUACCAAAAGAGAGACAAC
Messenger RNA from Danio rerio (zebrafish), 2501 nucleotides. The record is from RefSeq and is a predicted model, not a curated record. NCBI's taxonomy places the organism in Eukaryota, Metazoa, Chordata, Actinopteri, Cypriniformes, Danionidae.